Knipowitschia caucasica is the source of this 1617-nucleotide messenger RNA. Lineage: Eukaryota; Metazoa; Chordata; Actinopteri; Gobiiformes; Gobiidae. The record is from the annotation of a GenBank genome assembly.
AUGUGGUUUUGUGAAGAUGGCCCCUUGGAGGAUUUCCGCUGCACAGGGCUCCAGGCUACAACACGCCCUCUCUGCACAAAACCCAGGAGGAUGUCGGAAAAAGGACGAUUCAGGUACAUCAUCCGAAAAGGAGCCCCUAAUUACAGAAAUAUCCCAAACUAUGAGUCCCCCAUAGCCCACCCCAAAGUCCAGAUCCAGCUGGACUCCAGUGUCAAUGAGGCUGUGGUACGCAGGAAAGAAACAUCUGUUUGCACAGAAUCCGGUGGUGCUGGAGACAAUUUGAAAACAAAUCUGUUUGGUCCGUUAUUGAAAAGUCCUGAAUCUUCAAAGAGCUGUGCACUCGUUGAACAUAAAUCUCCUUUGGAAAGUAAUAUUGAGGAUUUGAACUUCAGUGACGGUGAUGAUUGUCCGUCAUUGCCUGAUUCAUACAGUCUUGAAACAAACGAGUUCAGGGAACCGGUUAAAAACACUGAAAAGAUUCAAGACUGGACGACUGAUUGGCACAAAAAUCUGAUGGCAGCAGUAAGCAGUGAGAAGUUCGAUGCGCUUCUGAAGAUGUGCUCUGAUUUUCAAGGCUGCAAAAACAACAUGGCUGCUUUCAUCAUGAUAAAAGAGGUGCUGGACACUGACGGUAACCCCCGUGACAGUUGUAAAGUCGUGGCGUUGGCGGCGGGCUCCUGCAGCUGCCACAAGUGGCUCUGCUACAACGGAACAGUGGUCCACGACAGCCACGCCAUCGUCCUCGCCAGGCGCGCCCUGCUCAGAUUUCUGUACAAACAGCUGCUGCUGUUCUUUGACAAUGAUCCAGGCGCGAAGGAGUGCAGUAUUUUUGAGGCCAGUGAAGAAAGUCGCCAGCUUCAACUCAAACCCAAAGUCAGCUUCCACCUUUACUCCAACCAGGCACCAGAAGGCAUCUCAAAAAACUUCUACUUUGGAAAUUCAAAUUUGACGUCCGUUAAGCUCCAGUACCACUCUAAAGGAGCCCUGGUGCCUGUGGUGUAUCUGGACCCGAGCCAGUGGGCCUCCAGAAUCUGCUGCAUGUCCGCAAGUGACAAACUCUUCCGCUGGACUGUGAUCGGGGUGCAGGGGGCGCUGCUGAGUCACUUUAUCCAGCCCAUCUAUAUCACCAGCAUGGUACUAGGUGGUCUGAAACUGUCCAACGAGGAGGUGUCUGACAUCUGUAACAAGCGCCUGAGCGACGGCUGGGAAGAGCGACUCCCUUCGCCGUUCAGGAAACACAACGUCCACGUUGUCUGCGGUGAACAAGUGGCUGCAGGUCUGAGCUGCAUCAACGACCCCAUCAGCCUCAACUGGUGCCUGGGAGACCGAGAUAUCGAGGUCCUAGACAGCAGCAAAGGCCUCAUCAUUGGACGCUCCCCAUCUGUGAGUGGGCCUGGCUUCUCCAGCAGACUUUGUAAGAGAGCCUUCUACAAAUACUUCAGCCAAGUCGCAAAACUCGGCGGCCAUAGUCAUCUGCUGGACCUGCCCACGUACCACAGCUCCAAGGUGGACGCGAAGGAGUUUCAAGCCGCCAAAGAACUCGUUACUGAACAGUUUGUGAAGAACCAAUCCGGUCUCUGGUUGUCCAAAAAGCUAGUGGACUUGUUUAGCCGUUAG